AGAAGGGGAAGGUAUGAAGCGUUUAGAGGAGAUUUGCUGUGAAAUGUAUCGGAUUUAAAGGAGGAAAACACAAUUUAAUGAAGAACUUUGUAAACUCAGCAAGAGGAGAACAUGCUACAGAACGACGCUUUACAUUAUGUUGACCUGGAGAACACAGGAGAGGCGCUCAUCGAGCUCAUUGAGAGCAGUAAAGCUGAAGAUGCUCUGAGGGCAGCGAGGAACAAGCAGCAAGCUCUGUUUGACCACCACACAGAGGCCAAGAGGACGGUCACUCACCUCUUAAACAGCCUGGUGCAGUCUGAGGAGUUUGUAGGCCAUAAGCUUCUGGGCAUGGAGAGUCAGAAGAGUCAGAUGAUGCGAGAGCUGGAGAGUGUGGAGCAGGAGGUGCAGCUGAGUCUGAGGAAGAGCCACACGCUGGACUCAGAGAUACAAUUCCUACAGAAUGAGCUGCAGAGACUUAAGGAGAACGAGCAGGAAAUACAAACUCUCCAACAGGAAGUGGAUGAGGACACCACAGAAGUCAUUCCCUCAGCCAUAUACUUGGCUCAACUCUACUUUAAAGUUACCAAAAUCAAACUGGAGCUGAACACAGAACCACACAUACUGCGGGGAGCCCAUUAUGGUACAAAUCUGGCAACCCCCAUCAACAUAGACACAUCAACCCGUUCUCCAUGUGAGGUCAGUGAUGAGCUGUGGAGCCUGGUCAGCACGGACUGGUAGAACUUCACUGGACCAUUGGAGAAUCCUUGAUUUUCUGUCCUUUAGCAAAUUUCUUUCUUUUUUUCUAAAUAUGUGUUGUAUAUAAUAGCCUGAAAUGUAUGAUAGUACUGUGUAUGUAUGUUUGUGUUAUUCCUUUCAGACUUUAUGAUAAUUAUAUCCCUAAUAUCGCCAUUAUCUUAUGGACAGUUGCAUUUAUAUGACUUUCCUUCUCUUUAAAUUGCACAUUUUAAUGUUCUGUCUUUUGUAUUACUGCUGUUAAAUAUUAAAAUGUUAAAACAGGCAUGCUGGUGAUUGGUGUGUGAGUGUGGCCCAUUAAACCCACCACAAAUGUUCUGCCGCCCACAAAAAUUGAUUGACCAUUUUAAAUCGGAAUAAAUACAGCAAUACAAUACAACCAA
Astyanax mexicanus (Mexican tetra) is the source of this 1118-nucleotide messenger RNA. RefSeq names its product SPC24 component of NDC80 kinetochore complex (gene spc24). The record is from RefSeq and is a predicted model, not a curated record. The transcript is spliced from 6 exons. Lineage: Eukaryota; Metazoa; Chordata; Actinopteri; Characiformes; Acestrorhamphidae. The coding region runs from base 112 to 720 and encodes 202 amino acids.